Capronia coronata CBS 617.96 is the source of this 1545-nucleotide messenger RNA. RefSeq lists its product as uncharacterized. NCBI's taxonomy places the organism in Eukaryota, Fungi, Ascomycota, Eurotiomycetes, Chaetothyriales, Herpotrichiellaceae. Bases 1 to 1545 code for a protein of 514 amino acids. The transcript is spliced from 5 exons. The record is from RefSeq and is a predicted model, not a curated record.
AUGUCGGACAACUCGCUGAGAGAAGCAAAGGAGGCUUCACAUUCUGGAGAAGCAGCAGCAACCACCCCUGUGACAGACAUUGAGCACGGUUCGAUGGCCACCGGCGUGGCUUCAAAGGGAUACAAGAUCGGUCCUCUGACUCUGCCAUUGUAUCGAUCCCCUCUUGCACAGACGAUCAUCAUUGGCUUCGUCUGUUUCCUGGUUGUUGGCAUGUUCAACGUCCUCGCGUCUCUAGGAGGUGGAGGCCAGCUGGACGCCACGCUGUCCAACGAAGCCAACAUCAUCCUCUACUCUGUCUUCGCAGGGGUCGCUCUCGUGUCGGGCUCCAUCUGCAACUAUCUUGGUCCCAAGAUCACCUUGUCCGUUGGAGGCGUCGGCUACGCCCUCUACGCCGCGUCCUUCUGGUGCUACAAUCAUACCCAAAACCGGGGCUUUGUUCUGUUUUCUGGAGCUGCUUGCGGUUUCGCGGCCGCCUUUCUAUGGACCGCCGAAGGAACGAUUUUGAUGUCAUAUCCUACUGAGGACCAGAAGGGCCGAUAUAUCAGUCUUUUCUGGACCAUUUGGAGCAUGGGUGCCGUCAUCGGUAGCAUCAUCCCGACGGCACAGAACUGGUCCAACACCUCGGCCGGUAGGGUCAACGACGGGACAUACAUUGCCCUCUUCGUCUUGAUGUUGGCCGGCAGUGUGCUGGCCCUGUGUCUCGUCCAUCCGAACAAGGUCGUUCGUGACGACGGAACCAAGGUCUAUAUGGUUCAACAUGCGUCCUUGUUGACCGAGUUGAAAAACAUCGCUCGGUCGGUCGUGGUCGAGCCCUGGAUCGUGCUCUUCUUUCCCUAUGCCUUCGCCGGUCUCUGGUAUGGAGUGUACCAGAGCAACGACUACAACGCCUACUUCUUCGACGUCCGCACCCGGGCAUUCAACUCCAUCUGGUACAAUGUUGCCCAGAUGGUUUCUGCGGGUCUGUUAGGUCUGUUCCUCGACAUCAAAUAUUUCACCAGACGCACCAGAGCUCUCCUGGGAUGGGCCUUGAUGUUUGUCCUCUUCAACGCCGUGUUGAUCGGUGGAGUGUUUCCGCUUCGAGAGUCCAGUCGCGACCACCCGGUGGCCAAAAUCCUUGAUGUCACCGACAACAAGGCUGGCGGCUACAUUGCUCUGUAUUUCUUUUAUGGCUUCUUGGAUGGCGCAUGGCAAUGCUAUGCGUACUGGAUCAUGGGAACUCUUUCCAACAAUCCCCUUGUGCUGAGUAUGUAUGGAGCCUUUUACAAAGUGUUUGGCGCUGCGGGCAGCGCCAUCGUGGCCAGCCUCGACGAGGACAAGAAGUCCUAUGUCACCAUGUUCGCCUCUUACUGGGGUCUGACGGCGGGAUCACUCCUGAUUCUGCUCCCAUUGGUGCUCAAGCGUGUCACCAACACGAGCAUGCCCGUCGAAGUCCCGAGCGCCAGGAUGGUCGGCGCAGGAGGCCCACAGGCUGGAAUCGCUGUCGGGGUGGAUAUGGAGAUCGAGGGCGAGGAGAAGGAGCAGGAGCUGAAGCACACGGUCAUCUAG